Molecule: messenger RNA, 1291 nt
Organism: Juglans regia (Persian walnut)
Lineage: Eukaryota; Viridiplantae; Streptophyta; Magnoliopsida; Fagales; Juglandaceae
Product: protein N-lysine methyltransferase METTL21A-like
Exons: 1
Coding region: 183-1016 (277 amino acids)
Source: RefSeq, a predicted model, not a curated record
CGUUGCAUAUUUCUUUUUCAGUGGGUCUGGCCCGAGUCAUUAGAAAACGUUGUCGUUUCCCAUAAACCAAACGUUGACAUGCGGGCCUGCGGUCCCAAACUAGCCCUAAGUCAAACUAGGCCUUUAUAAGGAAAGCGAAAACUCCGCUCGAUGGCGGCGGAAAUAUACACGAAGAAGGGAACAUGGCUACUCACGACGACGAUGACGAAGACGACAUAAACCCCGUCACGAUGAUACUACCAGAUGAUCAAGACGAUACAAUGAGAUUCCGUACAAUACAAGAGGGUGCAUCAGAGCAACAUCUACAGCAGCAUUACGUCCGUUCAAUCGACUCAACGUUGUUGAUCAGGCAGCUUCCUUCCCAAGGCCUCUCCUUCCAGCUCUGGCCCGCCGCUACCACUCUUGUCACUCUACUCGAUCAACACCGCUGUCAGCCUACCAAUAACCCCUUAUCUUCCACCCUGCUCGGUCAUGGCCACCCUCUCAACAUCCUCGAGCUAGGCUCCGGAACCGGUCUCGUCGGGAUCGCCGCCGCGGCCACUCUCGGCGCUAAUGUCACGGUCACCGACCUCCCACACGUCAUCCCGAACCUCCUGUUCAACGCGGAGGCAAACGCCGACGUUUUAACCGCGAAUGGAGGGGCCAUACGCGUGGAGCCGUUAAGGUGGGGAGAGGCCGAUGACGUGAAGCUGAUUGGGCGGGAUUUCGAUCUAAUUCUGGCCUCGGAUGUAGUGUACCAUGAUCACUUGUACGACCCGUUGCUCGAAACAAUGCGACUGUUGCUAUUGGGCAGCGCGGGUACUGAAAACGGAAGAGCAAAGGCGUUCGUGAUGGCCCAUUUGAGGAGGUGGAAGAAGGACUCGGCUUUCUUCAAGAAAGCCAAGAAGCGCUUUCAGGUUGAGGUUCUACACGUGGAUAGUCCAUCCGAGGGAUGUAGGGUUGGAGUGGUUGUUUACCGUUUUGUUGAGAAGCUUAUGAAUUCGAAUUCUGGUAGCUCGGCAAGCAAUUCUGCAUGAUCAAGAAUGUUUCGCUUGUUUGUUUGUCAAGAAAAUCCUCACCUCUGCGUGUCGUCCGUCCCCAUAUAUAGAAUUUUCAAGAUUUUUGAGGCAGAAAUAAUUAAUGAAUCAUAGAAUGGUGAUACAGUUUUGAACGUGGAGAUGAUUCAAGAGAAUGAAUCUUUCAAAAAUUGGAUCAUAAUACAAUAAGGCAAAAAUUACGCUGAAUAUCACAUUUUCUUAUACACGCAAUCAAGACCAUGGGUCCUGAUUAAUACCCUCACAAACAAAGAAAC